UACGAAUAGCUUUACAAAAGAAAAAGGGGUAAAUAACUAAACAAAUACUCACGCAGUAGAGAGAGAGAGAGAGAGAGAGGGAGGCAGGCAUCAGCAAGUUCUUCCUCAAAAUCGAACUCCUGAAAUCGAGUUUCUCUCCGUCUCAGGACCCGGUUUACGCCGUAUUGGUUACGGCGGAGAAGCUCCGAUGGCGGGAAAGUCGACGGCGAGGCCUCGGAAAUUGCCUGUGUACCUUUACAUUCCGAAUAUAAUCGGUUAUGUAAGAGUGCUUAUGAACUGCGUGGCGUUUGCGAUAUGCUUCUCCAACAAAAGGCUAUUCUCUGUUCUCUAUUUUCUAAGCUUUGUAUGUGAUGGCGUGGAUGGUUGGUGCGCUCGCAAAUUCAACCAAGUCUCGACUUUUGGAGCUGUUUUGGACAUGAUAACAGAUAGGGUAAGCACUGCUUGUCUGCUGGUACUUCUUUCCCAAGUGUACAGGCCUGGUUUGAGUUUCCUGUUAUUGCUUGCGCUAGAUAUUUCUAGCCAUUGGCUGCAAAUGUACAGUACUUUCUUGACAGGAAAAGUUAGUCACAAGGAUGUGAAAGACAGCACUAACUGGCUUUUCAAAGCUUACUAUGGAAAUCGAAUGUUUAUGGCAUUUUGCUGUGUGGCAUGUGAGGUGCUUUACAUCAUUUUAUUCCUUCGCGCGGAGAAGCAAACUGAAGAUUUGAUUGAUGUACUUAUGACCUCAGCCAGACAAAGUCCAUUUCUCUUGCUUUUGCUGGCUCUGAGCUUAUUUGGAUGGGCAAUAAAACAAACUAUCAAUGUUAUACAGAUGAAGACAGCAGCAGACGUUUGUGUGCUUUAUGACAUCAACAAAAAGCAGGGUUCUUAGUUCUUUUCUCUGCAUGAUGAUGGGAGCAGCUUUCUAAAGCUCACGCCUGGUCCGUGCUCGAUUUUGCCCAUUAGAGAUCAGAUUUGUAACAAUUGUUUAUCUUGUAUGCUUUUGCUUGGCCAAAAAACUUGUGUGCUUCAAAAAGCUUCAGAAACAGAUUACUCGGUUCUGCAUAACACAUGCCUUUCUCGUGUAAUCAAUAGCCUUCCAAUUGCAUAAUUAACUACCUGACAAUGUCCAUUGUUGUGAAUACUGAGCUUUGUUUUGGUACAGAUUCCUUUCUUUUUGGAAGCAUCUGCUUUUUCAACUUC
This is a messenger RNA of Eucalyptus grandis, 1182 nucleotides long. RefSeq names its product probable CDP-diacylglycerol--inositol 3-phosphatidyltransferase 2. The transcript has 11 exons. Bases 188 to 871 code for a protein of 227 amino acids. Gene Ontology annotation, cellular component: membrane; Golgi apparatus. Gene Ontology annotation, molecular function: CDP-diacylglycerol-inositol 3-phosphatidyltransferase activity. Gene Ontology annotation, biological process: phosphatidylinositol biosynthetic process. The record is from RefSeq and is a predicted model, not a curated record. NCBI's taxonomy places the organism in Eukaryota, Viridiplantae, Streptophyta, Magnoliopsida, Myrtales, Myrtaceae.